CGGCCGUUGUUCUUGGUAUUGCAUACUUAAUUGAAUGCAGCGUGUUUCUCGUAGUCGACAGUAAGUGAGUGGCGAUGCCGCAUCUCAUUUGUUACGAUAACUAUCGUGAAUUAUCAUUCGGUGAUAGACGUGCGUUUAUUGUUUGUUUGGCGCGCGAUUUCGCUAUGAAAUUGUUUAGUUUGCAUAUUUUCGAGUUUUCUUCUUAUUCUCUUAAGCGUAAUUUUCUGUGUUAAUUAUUGUGUGCGCGAAUAAUGUAGAUUUUCGUUGAAACAUUCGUGGCGAUUACGCGCAAUAUAUGAGACGUGUUAAGUAAUAUUUUGUCGUAUUGAGUUUUGAAGUGAAUUUGUGUUGUCGUCGAGGAGCGUUGAUCCUUUCGAGGUUCUCAGUUCAAGUUGAAUGGUCGUACAAAUAGUGCCGACGUUCGCCGGAAAGCGAAAAUUUUCCUUCGCGGGUGAUGAGAAGCUAAUGGCGCAGUUCGGUGUGCCGUGAAUUUAUGGGAAUGUCUACAUUCGGAUUAAUGAUAUUGCUUUGUCUGCUGUCCGUUUGUACGUUGGUAAACUCGGCCAGUAUUUUGGAAAAUUCGAACGAUCUGUGGCAAAACUGGCUGUUAAACGAAAACGAAGAAAUACCAUCGCAACAGAGCUCACCUCUGUCCCGCCGAAUAACUCCCAAGUCGGUGUUCGUUGCUCCAGCUUUUAGUAGAUGUUCGGAAGGGUACAGAUUGGAUGCAAUGGGUAACUGCGUCGAGAUCGUGAGAUUAAACGAAGCCGCGCAGUGGGAGGCUGUGCUGCAGAAACUCAAACAACAAAUGAACGCUCAGCAGUUUGGCUUCAAUAAAAGACAAUCCCAAAGAAACGAUAGUAAUAGCGAUAGCGGUGGUGAAAAAAUUAAUAAUACUAGAGUCUCGGCGAACGCUGCAGAUACAGAUAAUACAGGACCGUUCCAACUCUCUAUACCGUUUAAUUCGAAAAAUUCUUCAGAAUCACAGAACGAUACGGUUUCAAGUACGACUACCUCUACGACUACUGAAAAAGAAAAAUUACCUGUGGAAAUUCCAACCAGUACGACGAUUACGAGAUCAACUACCGUUGUGCCGGUGCCGAGUACAACGAUUGCUGAGAGUUCGAUUUCACAAAAUACUCAUUUCAUCGACUACACGACCGAUGAAACGACCGAUGCUCAGGAGCUGACGACCUUUGGCGGGCUCGACUAUCAAGAAGAUACGGAAGCCAAUCAAUAUAACACUGAAUCGGUAAAUACCGAGGUUACGAUGGCAGAUUCAACGACCCAAGAUACGGUUACUGAGUCCAUCCUUAAUGUUGCUAGUCAUUUUGCGGAUUUUGAUAAAAUCAACGACGACGCUACCGAGAUCACAACGCAGGUUACUAUAAGAAGAACGCCGAAUUAUAAUUCUGUCGUACCUUUAAAAGGCGUCGUUAAUUCGAACGCGAACGCCGAACGAAUACAACAGUUUAACAGCGGCAGCGGUGGUUUAGCUGAUUUCAAGCCAUUUGCCAGCUACACCGCCAGUAAAAUAAAUUUAACGGAUGUAAAUAAUCCUAAAAAUCCCACUGUACAUAUUGUGAAUAGCUUGAAAAAUAAAAACGAAGACGUAGAAGGCGAAAGUACUAAUAUACCCAGCGACAUAUUCCAAAAGUUACCCCAAAAUGAAAGAACGAAACCAAAAUGUGACUCGAACAACAAAUACGACUGCUUACUGCCUAUCAACAUUUAUCCUACCAAUAAACCUACCUUCUCGUUGAACCGAAAACCAUCAUCAACAGCUUUCGUGCGUUUCCCAGAAACACCAACGAAAGGCGGCUAUGUACGUUUCCCACCCCAAAAAGUACCCAUCGAAUAUGACGAUGUUGCUUUGGCCGAAAGUAACCCCGGUUAUAGGUAUUGGGAUCGACGUUAUCCGAGCACCUGGUGGACCUCGUGGAAAUCUAAACCCCAGUUUAUUCAAAUAGUCCCCGAAACCAGCGCCAUUUAUGGCGUUGGAGACGUGAACUAUAUUCGAUCUCAUCCUCAUUUUCCAACCCAGACUGAAUGGUAUAAUAAGUAGGUGAAACAGAACCACCCUGUGUCCAGCCGGUACAAUUUUUCUCUCCUCCUACGCGUACUUCAAAUCUCGAAAAACAUCGCAAAUUUUUUCUAGUCUAUAUUAAAUCGAUUUUUAAAUUUCAAUACUUUCAAUAAUUUGAUCGAAUAUAUUUUUUAAAUGUCAUCUUUUUUCACGGAUAAGUCGAUCUGAUCGAUGCGAACACCUAUGUAUUAAAUCGUGAUAAAAAUGCAUGAUAAUGUAUGUAGAUUACCAACUUUGUGUUUUUAUAUUCAGCUAUUUUUUUCAUCUGCAUGAUUACAAAUACCUGUUUUUUUCAUUUUCCAUAUCGAAUAUUUAUUUGCAAUUAUUUUUUUGUUUUUUUGUGAAUCUUAAAAGAUUUUUCCCCGCUAAAACCGUUCACAUUUUUCCUGUCAAUUUUAUAUUUAUAAGUAAAAGAUAAGACUGAUGUUCAACCUAUGACAAAUAUAUACUUAGAAAUUCUAUAAAAAGUUCAAUGAAUUAUAUUCUUUAACGUACUCAUUACCUUAUUGAUAAAAUGUAUCUGUAAUAUUGUGUAUAUUUUGUGUCUUUAAUUUUUUUUUUCUAUUUCAAGCUAGACUUAAUUUAUUGAUACGACUAUUCGUUCAUUUUCCUUUUCUUUUUUUCUUUAUUUUUUUUAUAUGUGCUUGUAUAAAUAUUCUAUGAAUAAAAUUUUCAAUUUGA
This is a messenger RNA of Planococcus citri (citrus mealybug), 2767 nucleotides long. RefSeq lists its product as uncharacterized. Lineage: Eukaryota; Metazoa; Arthropoda; Insecta; Hemiptera; Pseudococcidae. The record is from RefSeq and is a predicted model, not a curated record. The transcript has 3 exons. Bases 494 to 2065 code for a protein of 523 amino acids.